Molecule: messenger RNA, 964 nt
Organism: Aphanomyces astaci
Lineage: Eukaryota; Oomycota; Saprolegniomycetes; Saprolegniales; Verrucalvaceae
Product: glucosamine-6-phosphate deaminase
Exons: 1
Coding region: 58-873 (271 amino acids)
Biological process (GO): D-glucosamine catabolic process; carbohydrate metabolic process; N-acetylneuraminate catabolic process
Cellular component (GO): cytoplasm
Molecular function (GO): identical protein binding; glucosamine-6-phosphate deaminase activity
Source: RefSeq, a predicted model, not a curated record
UUCGAGGUGGCCAUUUUGGAUUUCACACUUCACAACCACCACUACCCACUAACUACCAUGAGAUUGAUCAUCCAACGCGACGGCGAAGAAGUGGCGACGUGGGUUGCCCGCUACGUCCGCCAACGCAUCAAUGACUUCAAGCCGACGGCCAACCGCCCGUUUGUGAUCGGCCUCCCCACCGGCAGCUCGCCGUUGAAAGCGUACAAGAAGCUGGUGCAAUACCACAAGGAAGGCAAGCUCAGCUUCGAGCACGUGGUCUCGUUCAACAUGGACGAGUACGUGAACCUGCCGGAAGACCACCCCGAGGGCUACCAUUCGUUCAUGUGGAACAACUUUUUCCAACACAUUGACAUCAAGCGCGAAAACGUGCACAUUUUGAACGGCAACGCCGCCGACUUGGAAGAAGAGUGCCGCUUGUACGAAGAAAAGAUUGCUCACUUUGGCGGCAUCGAGCUGUUCCUGGGCGGCAUCGGCCCCGACGGUCACAUUGCGUUCAACGAGCCGGGCUCGUCGUUGGUGUCGCGCACCCGUGUCAAGACCCUGGCGUACGACACGAUCGUGGCCAACUCGCGCUUCUUCGGCGGGGACAUCAACAAGGUGCCGAAGAUGGCACUGACAGUCGGCGUCGGCACCGUCAUGGACGCCCGCGAAGUCCUGAUCAUCAUCACGGGCCACUCCAAGGCGUAUGCGUUGUACAAGGUGAUCGAAGAAGGUGUGAACCACAUGUGGACAGUCUCGGCCAUCCAAACGCACAAAAAGUCGGUGAUCGUGUGCGACGACGACGCCACGUUGGAGCUCAAGGUCAAGACCGUCAAGUACUUCAAGGGCCUGCAUGAAACCAACGAACGAAUGCUCCAUGACAAUAACCCGUAAAAUACCGACCCACUGGACGGACCCAUAUCGAUCGUUAGGGACAUGACACACGCGUUGGCGUAAUUCAUUUAAACUAUUUCCUCUGCAUAUA